Messenger RNA from Ceratotherium simum simum (southern white rhinoceros), 1451 nucleotides. NCBI's taxonomy places the organism in Eukaryota, Metazoa, Chordata, Mammalia, Perissodactyla, Rhinocerotidae. The record is from RefSeq and is a predicted model, not a curated record.
AUGGUUCAGUGUAGGCAGAACUUCCACAGUGUUUUCCAGUCGCCCUUAGGACAGAUAACAGUGAUCGUGUGGGCCUUGCGGUUUGCCCACGUCUGUGGCCUCCACGUGGACGGCAGGGACCGCCGCCCAGCCCUGACUCCCGAGUUCUCACAGCGCUUGAACAACAAGAUUCGAGAGCUUCUUCAGCAAAUGGAGAGAGGCCUGAAGUCGGCAGACCCCCGGGACGGCACGGCCUACACGGGCUGGACAGGCAUCGCUGUGCUCUACCUGCACCUCUACGACGUGUUCGGGGACCCCGGCUACCUGCAGAUGGCGCACGGCUACGUGAAGCAGAGUCUGAACUGCUUGAGCAAGCGUUCCAUCACCUUCCUCUGCGGGGACGCGGGCCCCCUGGCGGUGGCCGCAGUGCUGUACCACAAGAUGAGCAAUGAGAAGCAGGCCGAGGACUGCAUCACCCGGCUGAUUCACCUAAAUAAGAUUGAUCCCCACGCUCCAAAUGAAAUGCUCUAUGGACGGAUGGGCUACAUCUAUGCGCUUCUCUUUGUGAACAAGAACUUUGGAGUGGAAAAGAUUCCUCAAAGCCAUAUUCAGCAGAUUUGUGAAACAGUCUUAACCUCUGGAGAAAACCUAGCUAGAAAGAGAAACUUCACAGCGAAGACUCCACUGAUGUACGAAUGGUACCAGGAGUACUACGUGGGGGCUGCCCACGGCCUGGCAGGGAUCUACUACUUCCUGAUGCAGCCCAGCCUUCAGGUGAGCCACGGGAAGUUACACAGUUUGGUGAAGCCCAGCGUGGACUACGUCUGCCAGCUGAAAUUCCCGUCCGGCAAUUACCCUCCGUGUGUGGACGAUACGCGAGAUCUGCUGGUCCACUGGUGCCACGGCUCCCCGGGGGUGAUCUACAUGCUCAUCCAGGCCUAUAAGGUGUUCAGAGAGGAGCAGUAUCUCAACGACGCCUAUCAGUGUGCCGACCUGAUCUGGCAGCACGGGCUGCUGAAGAAGGGCUACGGGCUGUGCCACGGCACCGCGGGCAACGCCUACGCCUUCCUGGCGCUGUUCAACCUCACGCAGGACGUGAAGUACCUGUACAGGGCCUGUAAGUUCGCUGAAUGGUGCCUGGAUUACGGAGAACACGGAUGCAGAACACCGGACACCCCCUUCUCCCUCUUUGAAGGAAUGGCUGGAACGAUAUACUUCCUGGCUGACCUGCUGGUGCCCACGAAGGCCAGGUUCCCUGCGUUUGAGCUGUGAAAGGAAAGCUUGCCCCUGCAGUCACUGCAUGACCCUGUCUGCAUAGCAAGCCUGGGCCAAGUGCUUCGUCGCUUUUCAAGGCAAUAGAGAGUCAAACUGUGCACUUGAUUUAGUGGGUUUCUUUUCAGAAUUUGUCUUUAGUUCAGUUCCUUUUCUUUGUCAUUUACUUUAAAAAUAUCCAAGGAAAUCUUUUAACUUCA